This is a messenger RNA of Lotus japonicus, 954 nucleotides long. RefSeq lists its product as uncharacterized. Bases 89 to 655 code for a protein of 188 amino acids. Lineage: Eukaryota; Viridiplantae; Streptophyta; Magnoliopsida; Fabales; Fabaceae. The transcript has a single exon. The record is from RefSeq and is a predicted model, not a curated record.
CAAUCCAAAACAACAACACAACACAAAGAUCACAAUCUUCUUCUUCUUCUUCUUCUUCAUUCUCUGCUUCUUCUUCUUCUCUUUCAAAAUGGGUGGAAUCUCAAUGAACAUGAACUCUGCUAGCACCGGAUCAGUGACUCCAAGACACUACAACACCCACAAGGUGUUCCUCCUCUGCAACUACAUCCUCCUAGGAGCAGCCUCCAGCUGCAUCUUCCUCACCCUCUCCCUCCGCCUCGUCCCAUCCAUCUGCGGCUUCUUCCUCAUCCUCCUCCAUGUCAUCACCAUUGCCGGUGCUGUCACCGGAUGCGCUGCUGUUGGUGCCAACCGAUGGUACUCUGCCCACAUGGUAGCCACUGUGCUCACUGCCAUAUUUCAAGGCUCUGUUUCGGUGCUGAUUUAUACCAGAACAGGGGAUUUUCUGGGUGAGUUGAAGUCCUAUGUGAGGGAAGAUGAUGCUGCUGUGAUUCUGAAGCUUUCUGGUGGGUUGACUAUCUUGAUCUUUUGCUUGGAGUGGGUGGUGCUGACUCUGGCGUUUUUCUUGAAGUACUAUGCUUAUGUUGAAGGUGGUGCUAAUGGGGGUGUUGCUAUGAGAAGCUCUAAGGUGCAGCAGGAUGAGGAUUUGAAGGAUUGGCCAUGGCCGUUCCAAGUUUGAUUUUGUUUGGUGUGGGUGAUAAUUGGCAACACUGUUGUGCUGCUGUUCUGAUGGAUUUUGGCAUUUUGCUGUUACAAGACUAAAGUUCUCUCUGCUUUUAUCAUCAUAUAUUCGUUGAUUCAUUGGAGAAUUAGGUGUUAUUUUCUCCUAUAUAGAUGUGUCAUGUCAAUUGGGUCAUGGUGUGAGGUUUAUUGAUUUGUUUUCUACAAAUUAAUGUAGAGGGUUAUUGGUUUUCUAUAUCUCCUUAUUUUUUUGUCAAUGCUAUAUAUAUCAAUAUUAUGAGGAUUUGAGGUACUAAA